This is a messenger RNA of Choloepus didactylus (southern two-toed sloth), 4110 nucleotides long. It is a transcript of the gene RSPO4, whose product is annotated as R-spondin 4. Bases 1784 to 2434 code for a protein of 216 amino acids. Lineage: Eukaryota; Metazoa; Chordata; Mammalia; Pilosa; Megalonychidae. The record is from RefSeq and is a predicted model, not a curated record. The transcript has 9 exons.
GGCGUCAAAAGCCCCACGUCCCGGACUUGGGGAGGGAGGUGUCAGGCUCUCUGGCCCCGACCUCCAGUCCUCCGGGUUUGGGCAGAAGAGAGCCUCCCCUCCACCCUGGCCCCGGGUCGGCUCCGCGGCGUACCUGGUCGCCGACACCCAGGCCGUAGUAGCCGUGCGUCACCACCUCCCAGUGCAGGAAGCAGAUGAUCGCGUCCUGCGCGCAGGUGAUGGCCGGCGCCACCGACGCGAACAGCACCUCCAGGCCCGCCAUGGGCGCCGGCGGCUUCUGCGGGCGGGAGAAGGAAGGACAAGACUGCGGUGAGCUGGCGCAGCCCUCUGCGAAAGGAUGCUGAGCUUCGCUCCUUAACUCGUUCCAGCCCCGCCUCCACCUGCAGCAGAAAUGGAGCCUCCCGGGGCCGGAGCGCAGCCCCCGGAAGUAGCUCCAAGCGCCGGCGAAGCAGCGCGAGCGCGCGCCCGGCUGGAAACGCGAGAGCUACGCUUAAGGUUCCGCCAGCCAGCGCCCAGGCGGCGCGGGGUCGGGCCCUGGGGGCGGCGGCCCUUCCUCCCUGGGAUCCCCAUUUCCGGGCCCCAGGCAGGACCAUUACUUGUGGGGCGAGGAGAGGCUUCCUUGCACUGAACCACAGACUUCGUAUCCUCAAAAUGGGUAGGCGUAUGCCAGUUUGGAAAGCUAGCAGUCGAAAGUCCACGUGAUGGCAGGGCCCCAGAACUGUUCUUACUGGGAUCGCCGUGUGCUGAGGGAUGGUGCUGAUUAGCUGCCAGCACUGGGCUUGCCAGCUGGACAUGCUGGUGAGGAGCGUGGGCUCUGGAGCUAGACAACCUUUGGCUCACAAAUAUGGCUCUGCUGCUUACGAACUUUGCAACUUUGGAUGGUAAAACUGAGCUCCAGCCAACCGACAGAUGCAUGAGGUAUAAUAGUAAAAUUUUGUUGUUUUAAGCCAGUGAGAUUGUGGGUGGUUGUCACACACCAGUAGCUGACUGAUACAGGGAGGUGACUUGCUCAAAGCCCCAUACUGAGUUGGAGGUACCACUGGUGGUCUCUGGUUACCCUGCUGUUGUGUCAGUGUUUCCUGCAGGGUGGAUGGAGCACCAAGGGUGUACACAGGUGACACAGGCAGGACUCAGAUAGGACUCGAAAAAGCACAGAAUCACGCAGGGGAAAUGCAAUUCCAUUUCCAAUUCUUUGUCAGUCCUUAUGAUGCCAUUAAUGAGAAAGUCUCAGUUAGGUGCUGAUACGUCUUCAACACCUCUCCAACACUUGUUAAUCUUUUUUAACAAAGGGAGAACAGGCCUUGGGUCCAAAAUUUUCGGGUAGGCAAGAAUAUCUAGCAAUAAUUUAAUAACAUUUAGUUUUUAUAUGUUGUAUUUAUUUUUACAGAUACCUUCUAGGCAAAACAAGAGAUAAAUACUAGUUUUCCACUUAUAGUUGCAAUGUUUUAAUUUUUCAAUACAUUUAAAUACAUUUAUUUAAGUGAGAAAAUAAUUUAAAGAAAAAUACAGAGUCAAUAAAAAUAUAGAUGUUGGUGGGAUCUGGCCAAAACUGUUUCAUGUUAAUGUAGUGUCCCGCUGUGGCAGAGGACACAGCUGCGCUGUUGAGCUGGGUGCUGAACUGGAGGGUGUGGGGGUUCGAAACAUCAACAAGGUCACAGGGCUGCCUAGGGUGGGACUGCCAAAACUCCUUUCCAGAAUUCAUACACCAAGAUUGCUUUAUAUUACAUGGUAACUCGGGACUGUGAUUUGGAGCCAGGAGGGCUGGCUUUCACCAGCUCUCUGGAUGACCUCAGCUGGACGCCUUGCCCUGUCUGCAUCUAAGAAAAUGGGCACUGGUCUGGGGGGCAACUGCACAGGCUGUGUCAUCUGCUCCGAGGAGAAUGGCUGCUCCACCUGCCAGCAGAGGCUCUUCCUGUUCAUCCGUCGGGAUGGCAUCCGCCAGUACGGCAAGUGUGUGCAUGACUGUCCCCCUGGCUUCUUCGGCAUCCGCGGCCAGGAGGUCAACAGAUGCAAAAAAUGUGGGGCCACGUGCGAGAGCUGCUUCAGCCAGGACUUCUGCAUCAGGUGCAAACGGCGGUUUUACCUGUACAAGGGGAAGUGUCUGGCCACCUGCCCUCUGGGCACUGCAGCCCACCUGAGCACACGGGAGUGCCAGGAGGAGUGUGAGCUGGGCCCCUGGGGCAGCUGGAGCCCCUGCACACACAACGGCAAGACCUGUGGCUCAGCCUGGGGUCUGGAGACCCGGGUACGAGAGGCCAGCCGGGCUGGGCAGGAGGAGGCAGCACACUGCCAGGUGCUGUCCGAGUCGAGGAAGUGUCCCAUCCAGCAGCACUGCCCAGGAGAGAAAACCCCCAGCCAGAAGAAGGGCCGGAAAGACCGGCGCCCCCGCAAGGACAAGAAGGCGGCCGUGAGGCCCCCCCAGCCGCAGGCCUGAGACCCUGGCCGCCAGCAUCCCCGACUGCAAGCCCCAGGCUUCCUGGCUGCUGGCUCUUAUUCUUUGCUCCUUUACUUUCUUGCUUUUAUUUUCUAUUCUCUCUCUCUCUCUCUCUCUCUCUCUCUCUCUCUCUCUCUCUCUCUCUCUCUCUCUCUCUCUCUCCCCCUUCCCCCCCUUUUCUGGGUUAAUCUACCUUUCCUUUAUUUCUUUCAUCGCCAAGGUUUACCCCCCCUUCCUCCCUCCCUUUUUUUUCUUUCCUUUUUACUGUCUGCCUUUCUCUUCCUUUUUUCCUUUUUUCUUUCUUUUCUUCAGGUAUUCUCCCUCCUUCCGUCCCUUCUCCUCUCCCAUCCCUCUUUCCUCCCCCCCAUCCCACACACAUGCACACACUUUAAGAGAGAGACCAUCUGCCAACCACAGCCUGUGCCUUCCCCAGCAGAGAAAAACGAGCAUCUUUUUCUAGGCCUUUCCCUAACCCUGCCCUUGCCAAGGCAGUGCUUCCAAGAGGUGGGGCCCGGGCCCAGGCCAGGCCAACUCGUUGAGCCGUGAAAGCCCUGCUCCUGCUCCAGAGGAGACCCCAGAACCCAGGUUGUGAGUGCUUUGUCCUCUGGCCAUCCCAGAGGCCAUUUCCACAGGCCUUGGCCACCACCUCCUCCAAGGAGCCCCCUGGACAAGGCCCUGUGUUCUCGCUGUGGCAGCCGAGUCGGUCUCCUGGAGCUGCCUGCCACACCCCAUCAGUGCGCCCUUGCCACACACAGCCCCACAGCUGCCGGGCCCCCUGCUGCCCAAGCCGAACACACUCCCAAGUCCCUUGGGGACCCAGGGGCUGGCUCAGGUGGGGCUGUUGCCCUGGGAGAACCCCCGGAUUAGCCCAGAAGAGGAUGACGAAGCUGAAAGGAACUUUGAGAUUAUCCAGGCCACUCCAACCCCACCUGGCACCCCCUGCCCAUUGCCCAUGGGGAAACUGAGGCUGGAAGGAAGGGACUUGCAACCACAUACUCUGCCUGCCCCCACUGGUUGUCCUGCUCAGCACGUCCACAGCUGAGGGGAAACUUCAGGGCCUUUGGGGAGGGGAUGAAGGAAAUCAAGGGCAAGGGAAGUUUCCCCUCCCACCCACAUCCCUGCCGGCACCCUGAGCUUUCAUGUUUCACUGUGACUGCCCCGCACCCAGGCAGGGAAGACAACAGAGGAGUCUCCAGGUUAGAGUAAUCGAAUCGGUCUGUCCUCACAGCCUGUAUCACACUCCCUGGCCCCCCUGAGUCCCAGGGAGGGACAUUCCCGACUUGGUUGGCUGGCUGGCCUGACCUCCCAGGGCCACCUGACAGCAGUUGGGAGCAGAAUGGGCAGGUGGAGGGAGGAGCCUGAGGCCAGACAGGCCUGAGGGUGGUUUAGGCAAGGUGGGAAUGUCGGCAUCUGGAGAAGGCACAGUAGGUGACCAAAUAUCAUAUUCCCCACUCCAAGAGAGGGCAUGCCCUCAGACCAGCCCUCCACCUGGCAGACGGGGUCCCCUAGCACCCAAGGCCCAGCCUCACCCUCACUUCCUCUCUCCCCUCUCCCUGAAGACAGUUAGAGCCCCUCCCACCCAACCAGGCCACCAGCUUCCCAUCUGCAAAAGUUUAUGCCUCUCAGAUGCUCUUGUUGUUUCAAGACCCUAACUGUUUUGUUUUGUUUUUUUAAUA